Molecule: messenger RNA, 3192 nt
Organism: Theileria parva strain Muguga
Lineage: Eukaryota; Apicomplexa; Aconoidasida; Piroplasmida; Theileriidae
Product: Spc97 / Spc98 family protein
Exons: 6
Coding region: 188-3184 (998 amino acids)
Biological process (GO): microtubule nucleation; cytoplasmic microtubule organization; meiotic cell cycle
Cellular component (GO): centrosome; equatorial microtubule organizing center; gamma-tubulin complex
Molecular function (GO): gamma-tubulin binding; microtubule minus-end binding
Source: RefSeq, a predicted model, not a curated record
UUAAACUUUUAUUUUAUACUCUAGAUUUACACAGUCUUUAAUAAAACUCUUAAAGAUAAUUAAUUUUUUUAUUUUUUAAAUUUUACCUUAAAAUUUUAAUGUAGUUUAAGUUUUAACUUUUGAAAUGUAGUUUUAAUAUUUUAAUGUAGUUUAAAUUUAAAUUUUGAUAAAAUUUGCAUAAAUUACAAUGAAUCAUUUCGUUCAGCCUCUAUUUGGGGAUUUGGAGAAUUUUGACCCUGAAUGUGUUGGUUCUACUAAGCAUUUUCAGAUUCUCGACAGCAAUUAUCUCGAUUCAAUAACUAAAACAGGCCGUUUAUACAAAAAAUUAAAGAACUUUUGUGAUGGCUUGCCAAACCUUGAUUACUCCUCUGAAUUGUCAUUCAUAUUCACCAAUAAUGGCAAAUUAAACAUUGAUUCUGAAUCAGAUUCAUCGGUAGAGUUUUACUCCCAUAACACACAUCCACGUGAUUUUAUCGAAAAUACCGAUAAAAUAAUUGAAAUUGAUACCAAUUUUGAGGAAAUUACAGAUGAACUUAUUGAAAUAGAUAAUAAUUUAAAUACUAAGAAUGAAUUGGUGACAAGUUCAUAUUAUUUAAGUUGUUUUGCAAAUUCUAUAAAGUCAUAUUUGAAUGAAUACAGGAACUACUUGACUAACCUCAGAAAUGGCACACAUUCACCAGUGUCACUAACAACUUUGUCAAAUUUUAUAGAUAACCAGUUUAAACUUCUACAACUUUUAUACAAUAUUAUCGUACAGUAUGAAUACAAAUCACUGAAAUAUAAAGAUACAUUUGCGAAGUUUAAGUGUUUACUGGAGAUUUUGUACCAAGAUAACCCUGAUGAAUUUAUAAAUAUUGUAAAUUCGAAGUUAAGAUAUGAUUUACUAGGAUUAUUAAAGUCACAACUUACAUACUGGCUUGUAUAUGGUAAGCUUAUUGACCCAUUUGGGGAGUUUGUUAUAUCAUCACCUGAGUCUGACAAUCCAGGUUUGAACAGUAAGUCUCCAAAUUUUUUCAUUAAUGAUUUGUUAACAUAUACACCCAUCACCAGUUCUUCUGAAUCUAAUCAUUUCCUCCUCAUUAAUAACAUAGUGUAUCACUCAAGAAUAAAUAACAAUGUAACAUUUGGCCCUGUAAACUAUAAUACCGCUAAUACUAUUCUCAUGAUAGGUAAAAUAAUUCCAAUAGUAAACUAUCUGAAUAAAAACGGUUUAAAAACCAAAGUACUUAAAAGACUUAUUGAUGACUGUAUAUUUAAUUAUUGGAAUGAAGUGACUUUAGAUACUGAGAAAUUCAGUUCAGCCAUAGAAAGUUAUAGGUUACACAUUUCUACACUGUUAUGGGAUGUUUAUAAUCCCAAGUAUAACAUAUUGAAUAAAAUAAGGAUGUUAAAGGGCAUUUAUUUCCUUUUCAACGAGUCACUAUAUGACAAAUUCUUUGAACAAUCGUACGACAUAAUGGCUAUGGACUUUGGUGAUAACGAGUUAAAAUCUGUUAAUAAGUCUUUUACAACCUUAUUUAAUCGUCUUAAAGAUGAUAUGAGUGGUGAAAACAGGGAAGAAAAUCAAAAUUCUGAUAAAUUUGAACUAAUCAAGUGCGUAAAUCACUUUAAUAUAAAUUCAUCAUUCAAACUGAUUAAUGAUAUAAAGUUUAUUAAAGGAUGUUAUGAACUUGGAAAUGAAAGUGGUAUUUGGUAUUCUGACCUCAUUUAUAUAACGAAUGGAUUUAAUAUGAAUUUCAUUAUUGGCCUUCAAUUGGUCGAUCAGUACAGACGAUUUUCAGUGGUCUUAUCCCCUAAAAUUUUUAAUUCUGUUAAUGGUAGAAGUUAUAAUGAAUAUAGAACAGUAAAUAACAAGUGUUUGUCGAUUAGUUUUAGGAUUAAUCCUUUAAAUUCUGCCAAUCUAACAGUCUGCAUUGAUAUUAUGCUAAAUCACGACAAUGGCUCUGAAUGUGACAAUAAAUACACUAAAACGUUACUCAGUAGAAUGGAGAGUGUUUUUGAAUAUAAAGAAUCUAACUUAAAGUUGGGAAUUGAACUAAUGUUCAAAAGAAACAGCUUUAAAGUGUUUCUUAAAUCUGUAGAUGACGAGUUUUGCUUUCCAGAUAACUACUCACCUCAUAAUAAUUUGUCAAAUAAUUUAAACAAUUAUUUCCCUAAUGAUUUGUCUAGUGAUUUAUGUUUUCUCUCACAGUCUGAUUCACUUGACAAUGAAUACAAUAGUAGUGUUAAUGACGUUGAAAGUGUUGUUGAUGGAACAAAUUCAACUAAAAGUACUGAAGAUGAAAAAUUCUAUGACGUGGCUAAUGACUCUAUUGAUUUGAAGACUGAGAUUAAUCAACAGGACGUUAUCGAACUACUUAAGCUAGUUUCAGAUUUCUCAUACAUUGGAAUUGUCCACCAUUCUACUAAGGAUAAGGAUUUAAAUAAUUCAACGCCCAAAUUAAAUCAUGAUGGAAUUGAUAAUAACAUAAAAAUACUAUCAUGGAACUAUUAUAGCAUUAAUUAUGAUACAUUGAAUUAUAACAAACCACAAAACAAUUUAUCCAAUGUAAGUAAUUCAAAUCCAGUACCUUUUAACUACGAUGGUUCUGAUAAUUGGGUUAAUAUCAUAUUAUACUACAAAUGCAAAGACAUCAAUUUUAUUAAUGUCAGACCUUACUAUCAACCAUUUCAAAUCUUAUUCAACAUCAAGAGAAUUGUGUAUGGCCUUGAAAACAAAUUUCUAAUUGAUUAUAAAUUAAGGACUAGUUAUACUGAGAAGAAAAGUGCUUCAAUCCACUCUGAACGAAGAUUAUUACUUAGGAAGAUUUUAGCGUUCAGGCAUUACCUCCACAGUAGACUGUCUCUUCUACUAUCUAGUCUUUACUCGCUUGUAAUUGUUCCAAAUUUCCAAGAACUCGAAUCUUUCAUGAAUGACUCUAAUGACUUUUUACAAAUUAUUCAUAAACACGACGAAUAUAUAACAAAAAUACAAAGGAAAUUUAUGUGUAAUGAGCGUGUGGUUCAUUCAUUUAUCCAGUCCUUGGAUGUUUGCUUGAAGUUCACUCAGAUGUUUGAUAAAUUUAAUGAGUUUCCUGAACUCAGUGAUGAAAAGGUUUAUCAAUUCUCAACUUCAAUCGAUCAAUUCAGGAGUACAUUUGAGGAUAAUUUUGCUUUAGUGAAAAGUAACUAUAAUCUAAUAUAAUAUAGGAU